UUUACACAAAGCAUGGUAAUAAUGUUUGGUCCACUUUUUCAACAGUCCCACAGACCAGCCGGCCAGACAGGCCUCAGACAAGUCAGGAUGAGGCAGGGAUUGCAGGUUCUGCUUCUGGAAGCCGACCUCCUGUAAGGCACCCAUCACAGGGCUCGGGCCACUUACCCAGGAGGCCAAGUAAGACACGGCGUCUUGGCACGGAAUCUGCGGCUCCAUCAUCCCCACCCAGGCGACGCAUUUCGGCAGUGUCACCCCAGCCACCACUGGCACUAUUGGCGAGUUCGCAGAGUGAUGAGCCCCGAUCACCUCAGUUAUCUGAGCCCAGCUUGAUGGCCGACGUGGACCAGCAGGGACAAGACCAACAGGCAACCAUCACACUGCAACUUACACCUGUUGACCCAAGCCAGCCAAUACAGCUGCAGGAUAUCCCCCAAGCCUCCAUCAGUCCACAACUGGCACAAGCUCCGCCCCCAACCCAAAUACCAGAUGACUUUUGGGCCAGUUGGACAAGCCAACAGGCACAAAGCAAUGCCAGCCUGACCGCACAUACACAACACCUUGCCAGUCUGCCCCAUCAUCUACCGCGCAUUAGUCGCAACUCGGGCAGACUGAUUGUACAAGUAGGGCGAAUGGCAACCUCAAUGGAGCAAAUAAGGGCUGACAACAGCCAAAUGCUUGCUCAUUUAACGCGCAUCAUAGAUGAGCAACAGCGCCAUCAGCAGGCACUCGUUCAGCUCAUUCAGCACAACCAGGUUGUGAAUGAGUCCUUAUCCCGGAUUGUAGCCAGCCACACUGCAACCAACACUCAACUGAUUGCAAGCAUUAAUAAUUUGAGCAGCAAUAUUACAUUGAUGGGAGCUCACCAAGUAACCUCCAGCUCGGGGACCACGACCCCUAUCCAAACGCCAGUAACCUCCCCUGUUCGGCGUUCCUCCAGAGCACGUGCCAGUGAGCCAGCACAAAGCACAGCACCCAGCACACACAAGCGGAAAAAAUAACCCCAAUGUGAUUUGCAAAAUAA
Pseudophryne corroboree (corroboree frog) is the source of this 1021-nucleotide messenger RNA. RefSeq lists its product as uncharacterized. The record is from RefSeq and is a predicted model, not a curated record. The transcript has 3 exons. Lineage: Eukaryota; Metazoa; Chordata; Amphibia; Anura; Myobatrachidae. Bases 330 to 998 code for a protein of 222 amino acids.